Molecule: messenger RNA, 3115 nt
Organism: Pseudoliparis swirei
Lineage: Eukaryota; Metazoa; Chordata; Actinopteri; Perciformes; Liparidae
Gene: cc2d1b
Product: coiled-coil and C2 domain containing 1B
Exons: 26
Coding region: 146-2764 (872 amino acids)
Biological process (GO): regulation of transcription by RNA polymerase II
Cellular component (GO): nucleus
Molecular function (GO): RNA polymerase II cis-regulatory region sequence-specific DNA binding; DNA-binding transcription repressor activity, RNA polymerase II-specific
Source: RefSeq, a predicted model, not a curated record
ACUCAAACAAAUCAUGUCAAACCCCAGAAACGAAACUGUUCCUCUGAAAACAACCUGACGAUGUGCUGAACGAGCAGUUUGGGAUCGCUGGAGUGUCACGUAGGUUUGUGAAACAGCAAGCAACAACAGCAACAACAGCAACAACAUGUUUGGUAAAAAGAAGAGAGCGCCACCGCCCAGAGGCCAGGGCGCUGCUGCAGCCAAGCAGAUGGGUCUGUUUGUAGACCUGGACCCCGAGGAGAUGAUGAUGGGUAUGGAGGGGAGCGUGGAUGACCCGGACUUGGAGGCUGAACUGGCCGCUAUUACUGGGAGUAAAGCUGCGGCUGGAGGAAGAGCCAAGCAGAAGGGGAAAAGCCCGUUGCACAUGGAAGACAUCGCAAGAAUGGCCGACGAGUGUAUGAAAGAUGACGAUGAGGAUGAUGAUGACAGUAACCUUGAAGACGACGAAGAUCUUUUGGCGGAGCUACAGGAAGUGGUGGGUGAGGAGGAAGAUGAGGAUGUUGUACCCGUUUCCUCUACACCCUCCGCCACUGCUUCUCAAGCUGAAACGACAGAGCCGACGCAGCAGCCGGACGUGAAGGUCCCCCCCGCGGCGCCUGGCAGCCUCCAACACACCCUGGAAGAGAGAGCGUGCAUGUACAAGACGGCUGUGGAACACGCCAAAACUUCAGGGGAGACGUCCAAAGCCCGGAGAUACGAUCGCGGCCUGAAGACUCUUCAGUCGAUGUUGGCGGGUAUUAAAAAAGGGAGACCCGUGAACGAGGCAGAGAUCCCUCCUCCUGUAGCCACUGGAGCCCCGAGUGCCGCCUCUCAGCCUGCCGUUCCCCGUCGACCGGCCCCCCCUGUGCCCUCGCCCCCUGAACCCACAUCUUCAGAUCAGCAGGGCGAGUCAGAGGCCACGCCCGCUGUGCCGGAGAUCCUCACCCCCAGCAGUGAGGAGGAGCACUCGUCCUCUGCCACCCUGUCCCCUCUGAGCACCGUCCCAUCUCCAGAGGAGCAGACCAGUCCGACCGAUGCGAACGAGUUGACCAAGACGUUGCUUUUGGAGAGGCAGAAAGAAUACAAGAUGGCAGCUCUGAGAGCCAAGAAGCAGGGAGAUGUGGAGCAAGCCCGACUUCACUUCAUGACCAGCAAGAGAUUCGAUGUGAUGAUUGAGGCGUUGGAGAAAGGACAAGCAGUGGACCUGGGUGGCCUCCCUCCAUCUCCCCAGGGAGGAGGCUCUGCUCCAGUGAGGGAACCUCCCUCAGGACCAAAGAUAGAUGUCACCCAACUGGUUACAGCAGCUCCAGCCGCUGCACCCACAUCGGCCCCUUCAGCUCCCAGAGACGUGCUGGAGGCUCUGGAGCAAAGACGAGCCAAGUACGUGGAGGCGUCCAAUCAGGCCAAAGCCAGCGGAGACGACCGCAAAGCUCGGAUGCACGACCGAAUCGCCAAGCAAUACCAGAGCGCCAUCCGAGCUCACAAAGCAGGGAAAGCGGUCAACUUUGAGGAGCUGCCAGUUCCCCAUGGUUUUCCUCCGAUCCCGGGCCAGAAGGCGACGGGGGCUGAGCAGGGAUUCAUUGCUGCUCUGGAGGCAGCAGAUAAACUUUCCUCCACUGAUGAUGCUGAAAUAGGAAAUGAAGAAGAAGAUGAGGAGAAGGAGGAGGAGUCCAAGCCUGCAGCUCCAGAAGGGCCGAAGAAGCCCCUGCUGGACGUCCCCCCCGCAGGGCAAGGAAGGAAAAGGACUCCGUCAGCUUCGCCUGACCGAACCGCCGCCAGGGAAGGACUGUCACCAUCGGCGGCUCAGCAGCUGGACUUUCUGGAGGGCCGGAGGAAGCAGUACAUGAAGGCGGCGCUCCAGGCGAAGCAGAGAAGCGAUAUGGAGCAGGCCAAGAUCUUCCUCCGCACUGCCAAGGGCUUCGAACCCAUGAUCGAGGCGGCCCGCGGCGGCAGGAGCGUGGACAUCAGUGCGGUGCCGUCGCCCCCUGGUGACGAAGACGAGGACUUCAUCCUGGUUCAUCACAGCGAGGUGCAGAUCUCGGAGAAGGCGGAGCAGCUUUACACACAACUGGCCAAGAUCCUGAAAGAGCAGCACGAGAAAUGUAUGACUCACUCCAAGCAGUUCACACACCUGGGCAACGUCACCGAAACAACAAGGUUUGAGAAGAUGGCGGAGAGUUGUAAAAAGAGUCUGGAGGUCCUGAAGCUGGCUCAGUCCAGAGGUCUGCCUCCUCCUCUUCAUCACUUUGAGGAGAGAUCUUUUCACACUGUCAGGAUAUUCCCAGACCUGAGCAGCAGCGACUUGGUCGUCAUCAUCGUCAAAGGGAUGAAUCUUCCGGCUCCGAGUGGAAUUCAAACAAACGAUCUGGAUGCCUUCGUGAAGUUCGACUUCCCGUACCCCAGCGCGGAGCAGCCGCAGAGACACAAAACAGCCGUCAUCAAGAACACCAACGCCCCGGAGUACAACCAGAGCUUCACUCUGUCAAUCAAUCGAAACCACCGCGGCUUCAGGAGGGUGGUGACGUCGAAAGGCUUGAAGCUGGAGCUGCUGCACAAAGGCGGCUUCCUGCGGAGCGACAAGCCGAUCGGGACGGCCCUCGUGAAGCUGGAAAAACUGGAGUCGCAGAGUGAAAUCAGGGAGAUUGUCGAGGUGAUGGACGGUCGCAAAGCCACAGGAGGUCGCGUGGAAGUGAAGAUCCGGCUGCGGGAGCCUCUGAGCGGGCAGGACAUGCAGAAGAGCACCGAGCGCUGGCUGGUGAUCGACCAAUCACAGGUUCUCGUUUAGAUGCCGCUGCAAAAUUAAAACACGAUUCAUAAGAUGAAGGUUAAAGGCGCUCAAUACCAAACAUUUGAGCACAUGAUGAGGACAGUCGGCUGUUCAGUGGACUCCGACCUACGCAGGUCUUUGACUUAAAACUUUUGCACCUUUGCGAGACACAAGAGCGCCUCUCCCACUGCCGUCCACCAGGGGGAGACACGGAGCAGGGUCAGGGCAACAUGGCGCCUUCAGUCUGACACCAGCUGAUGGACAAUCGCUCCUUCGCCCCAGGCGACUGCAGAUAGAAGGCUGUGACGCGUCAGGGGAACGAGGCGCCGCCUCCUUCCAUCGCGUCUCCCAACGAGUCUCCGUGAGCAU